AUGAACAAUUCAACUUCGUUGAAUAUUAUGAAUCCUUAUAAAGAAGUUUUUUAUAAUGACUCUGACAAAGAUUUUAAAAUUCUUGAUAAUGGAGAUAACUCCGGAGGUCUUGAUGAAACUAUAUCCACUUUGUUGUCAACAUUUAGUACAAAUACUACAGACAUUGAUGCAAAUAUAUGUAAUCUUUAUCUUGAUGAAACAGCAAUAGAAGUUGCCAGAGUUUAUGCUAAUUCAGUAUUACAAGAACAAGUUGAUGAAAGUAGUAUAGAUUGGUUAGAAUCUGAUCUUGAUAUGGAAUCAAAUAAAGAAUCUUUAUGUGAAGUAGAUUGUUAUCAAGAUGACUUGAAAAUAAAAAUCUGUUCAGAAAAUACCAAAUAA
Molecule: messenger RNA, 378 nt
Organism: Racocetra persica
Lineage: Eukaryota; Fungi; Glomeromycota; Glomeromycetes; Diversisporales; Gigasporaceae
Source: the annotation of a GenBank genome assembly